Emericellopsis atlantica is the source of this 2567-nucleotide messenger RNA. RefSeq lists its product as uncharacterized. Bases 145 to 2421 code for a protein of 758 amino acids. The transcript has 3 exons. The record is from RefSeq and is a predicted model, not a curated record. Lineage: Eukaryota; Fungi; Ascomycota; Sordariomycetes; Hypocreales; Bionectriaceae.
CCUUUUGCACGCAUAUAUCAGGCGUUCUCCUUGCCAACAGGACCAAUUCUGGCGCCCCUCUCUCGCGGGUUCAUAACAGUGUCAGCUCAAGCUUUCUCCACGCCUCAAGACACUUUCUAGCAAAGUGAAGUUCUCGCAACCAACAUGCGACGACCUGCACCUACCUUGGGCCUGCUGGCUCUGGUGCAACUGGUGGCUGCCCAGGAAGAAUGCCUCAGCCUGACGAGCAACUUUCCAGAGUGUGCCUUCUCGUGCAUUACCUCGGCCGGGUCGGCCGUGGGAUGUACUGUCUCAACUGACCUUGCCUGCCGCUGCACGCCCGAGUCAUCGCAGGCCAUUGUCCAGGCGGCCCUUACAUGCGUCGUUUCUGGCUGCCCACCAAGCGAGGUGAACAAUGUCAUCGCUGCUGGAAACUCUGUAUGCGCCUGCGUAGCCACCGCCACGCCGGAGCCUCCAGAGACCACCCCAACAGACAUCUCCAUGACCACGGCCACAUCUACUCCUGAAGAAACUCCCACAUCUACGACUGGGGAUGACACCACCGUGGAGCCGCCCCCCACCACGAGCACCGGAGAGCAGUCGGUCACCACGACGCCUCCCCCCGAGGUCACCUGCGGUCCAGACUCCCCUUGCCAAGAGAGCGCCGACGCCGUGCCUGACUGUGCCAAAUCAUGCAUCAACUCGGCCGCGGUCACCGAGGCUGGCUGUCGCGAGGGCGACUACGGGUGCUCGUGCGCGUCCCAGUCCGUCAUCCAGCCCGCCGCCCAGGGUUGUGUGAUUGACGGGUGCGGGCUUUCCGGUGCCAUCGAGGUCGUGUCAUCCGUGGCUGCCUUGUGCGACUGCGUCGAGGCCAGCCCGACUGAACCGUGCGAUGGGAACGAACCGACAGCGACGUCGACAUCGACAUCUAGUGGAGGUGGUGAUGAAGGCGAUGAUGAGACCACUACGACAACCACCCCCCCUGACACGGAGACCAUGCAGCCUCCGCCAGAGACAACCUGUGAGGGAGGGACUACAUCAGACUGUGGUCCGGUGGCCUCGACAGCCAUCCCCGAGUGUGCCCAAGCCUGCUUCACAAGUGCCGCCCCUGGUGUGGGUUGCGGUGUUGAUGACUUUGGCUGCCAAUGCGAAGAGGAAGCCCAGGCAUCGCUGUCACAGCUGCUGAUCCCAUGUGUGGCCACGGCAUGCGAUUCGGGUGAUUUGCCUGCUGUGAUCACAGGCGCGGCCUCGGUCUGCGCGUGCGCUACGGCGCCGCCCUCGGGAGGGGAUUGCCCAACGACGACCGACGACGAGCCGCUUCCCACCACCACUGGCGGUGAUGACAAUGGCGAUGGCGGUGAUGGUGGCGAUGAUAGCGCGACUACGACCUGCGCCGAGGCCACAACGCCUGACUGUGGCCCCGUUGCCACUUCUGUCAUCCCAGAGUGUGCCCAGUCAUGCUUCACCCAGGGCGCGCCUGAUGUCGGCUGCGAUGUCGAGGACUAUGGCUGCCAGUGCGAGCCCGACGCGCUUGCUUCGCUAUCGGCCAUCCUCGUCCCUUGCGUGGCCACGGCCUGCCCACCCGCGUCCAUCCCCUUGGUCAUUGAGGGCGCCAGCUCCGUGUGCGACUGCGCCCUGGCUGGCCCGACGGGCGGCUGCCCUGGCAAUGGGGGCAACGGCGAGCCCACCACGGAGCCGCCAUCGCCUACCAAGACCAGCGACGAUGGCGCCCCCGAGCCGACGACCUGUGCGCCUGGCACGCCUGCUGACUGCGGUGCUGUAGCCACGUCGGCGGUGCCCGACUGCGCGCAGCCCUGCUUCACGUCCGCAGCUCCCGGCGUUGGCUGCGACGCAGACGACUACGGCUGCCAGUGCGAGCCUGACACCCGGGCGAGUCUGAGCCAGCUGCUCAUCCCCUGCGUGGCGACUGCUUGCGACUCUGGUGACCUGCAGGCCGUCAUCACCGGCGCCGAGUCGGUGUGCGCGUGCGCGACGGCGACGCCGGAUGCUACCGGCGGAGACUGUCCGGCGCCCACAGGAGGCAACGGGGAUGCUGGCGGCGAUGAUGGUUCCGCGGGUGGAGGGGAUGACGGCAAUGGAGGAAGCGGUCAUGACGAUGGCGACGGCAGUGAUGGCGGGAGUGGCGGCAACAAUGGUGGCAGUGGAGGUAACGAUGGCGGCAGUGGGAGCAAUGAUGGCGGCAGUGGAGGUAACGAUGGCGACGGCGGCAAUGGAGGAGACGGUGGCAGCGACGGUGGCAGCGACGGCGGCAGCAGUGGAGAUGCUGGAGAUGCUGGAGAUGGUGGUUCUGGUUCUGAUUCUGGUUCUGGUGAUGAUGGCGCGGGCUCGCCCGUGGUUCCUCCAUCGAGCGGCGCACGCCUCGAGAUGGGCAUUGUCGCUGGUGUCUUUGGCGCCGCCUGGCUUGUGGCCGUGGCGCUUUGAGUUUGGCGAGAUCUCUUGCUGCUUGCUGAUGGACAGAGAUGAGGAAAUGCUGUCUGUCACUAUUUUUUCUUUCAACUCCGCCCUCCACUUGUCCGAUUUCUUAGCGAAACAAGGGCGAACGAGGUGGACCCUCGCUCGGUGACUAA